Molecule: messenger RNA, 4979 nt
Organism: Odontomachus brunneus
Lineage: Eukaryota; Metazoa; Arthropoda; Insecta; Hymenoptera; Formicidae
Gene: MBD-R2
Product: PHD finger protein 20
Exons: 17
Coding region: 397-4533 (1378 amino acids)
Biological process (GO): regulation of transcription by RNA polymerase II
Cellular component (GO): NSL complex
Molecular function (GO): DNA binding
Source: RefSeq, a predicted model, not a curated record
CUCGAUGCUGCCCUAUCGAUCGGUUGAUCAGUGUCGCGCGUGUCGCCGAGAGGUCGGUUGCUUCGUCAGUGGUGGUGCUUCCGCGCGGCAGACCGCGCGCAUUGCGAGAGUUCAGUCGAUAGUCGCGCGAAGUCGUACGUGGAUAUUGUUGGUACGCGGGGAGCGCGAGAGAGAAAGAGAGAGAGCGAGUGAGAGUGAGAGAGCGAGAAGGAGAAAGAGCGAGCACAGUUCGAGUUCCCGACGAAGCGCGGAGGAGUGCCUCGACUCGCACGAGACGUGCGCGAUAUCACUCGCGAAAACGAGUGUUCUCGUGUCGUGAGUUCUUGGAGCCGUUUCCGUUCGGCACACGUCUGCACCGUUCUCGUCAACACGCUGCUAUGUAGCGCCGGUUUGUAAAUGAAGCAGCGGCGGCAUAUACCGCGCUCGCGUGUCGAGGGGAGGAGAAGAGCGCCGUCCGCUGUAACCGCGGCGGCGGCAGCGGCGGUGGUAGCGGCGGCCGCGGGGGCGAUGGGAAUGGCGCGCAAAUGCUGCGUGCGUAGCUGCGAAGCGGACGUGCGGGAGGCGCGCGCCAAAGGAUUGCCGCUUCACAAGUUCCCCAAGGACGCCGCGCUGAGGGACAGGUGGUUGGCCAGCGGUGGAUUCGGAGCGGGUUUCAAGCCGACGCCGGGCCAGGUAGUCUGCCAUCGACAUUUCAAACGCGCCGACUACGAAGCCGUGGCGCGGGGCCACAAGUUCCUGCUGAAACGGGGCAGCGUUCCCUCGGUCUUCGCCGACUAUGACAAUCAUCCAGAUCCUGUGAUUAUGUCGGUAAAAUCCUCGACAUCGUAUGCACAAGAAGAUCUAGAUCUAAUCAAUUCAGAGAUAUUGAAUCUGGAGCAUUCUAUCUCACCGUCAUUGUCUGAGGCAAGAACACCCAAAUCUGACAGUUGCGGUGAGCCAUGUUACUCCAGGCCUGAAUCUUCCACCGACUUCUUAAAUCCUCCAGACAGUUCGGAAUCAGCAGACAUUGCAUGCAAAAUGACGACUCUGAAAGAGGAAACUAUGACAACAGUAAAAGACAGAUUGAUGGAAAAUUCAGAUAGCAAAGUGAACACAGUAGCAGUGCAGCUUGGCAUUGUUGAGCCAGGAACAAUAAAGACUGUUGCCAAAGAUUUAAUGUUAAAGGAAGAAUUGAAGGAUAUUAAGUUAUGUGAUGAUAAAGAGUUUGAUAAAGAGGAAGAGAUAAAACCAAAAGUUUUCAGUAGAGAUGGACUGAAGUUUUAUCCUGGUGCCAAAUUGGAAGCUAAAGACUUUAGUGAAAAAUGGUAUUCCGCAAAAGUGGUAGAAACAGACUGGGAUGAAAGAGAAGUUCUAAUACACUUUGACAAAUGGAAUUCAAGGUUCGACGAAUGGAUACCGAUGGAUAGUUCCAGGUUACGUGUAUUACAAACCCCGCCAAAUGAACAAGCUUGGAUCCCGCCAUCACCGGAAACAAAAGUGAGGGAGUUUUCAGUGGGAGAAAGGAUACUCGCUACGUGGGCGGAUGGUAAAAAAUAUCCAGCCAAAGUGAAUGCGGUCUUGAAUAAUGAUAAAUACGAUAUAUUGUUCGAUGAUGGAUACGGGAAAAUCAUUAAAUCGUCAAAAAUGACCAAGAUCGCCGAAACCCCAACUAAGCAAUCGUGUGAAUCAGACGGAUAUAUCGGUAGCAAACAAGAAAGAAGGGACAAGAAACGGAAACACACAAUUAUGGAGUUGUUUCACACUAACUCUAGAAAACGCAUAAAAACUGACACUGACAAAACACCAAAGAAAAUGGAAACUGUUGUUAAGGAAAGCACAGAAAGCAGUAUAGAGCCCAAGAUUGAGCUGGACGGCACAAUGUAUGGUCCUUGCUUCGAGCCUGACACAAAUUUGUUAAAGGGGUUUGAUACCAACAUCUCAAGGAUCAAGUCAUACUCAAAGAAGAGUAAGAAGGAAUUGCCCAAAAUCGAUACAGAUCACGAAGAAGAUGUUGGUCCUGAAUGGAUUAAUGGAGAACCACAAGGGACAGAAUCCUACAUUGUAGAUGGCAAUGAUGGACCACGUCGGUCUAUAAUAAUAUCAGAUAGGAGAUUGCCACCUGGUUGGGAAAAACAUUUUACGCAAAGGAAAGCUGGCACAUCAGCAGGAAAAUGGGACGUGCUGUUUAUACACAAGCAGACUGGGAAGAAAUUCAGAUCCAGAAAUGAUAUCAGAGUAUUCAUGGAACACCAAGGACAGUUAGAUUUCGAUCCCGAAAAAUUUGAUUUCUGCAUACAUCGUAAGAAACGGAAUAACGCGCAUCGUGUUAAGCAGGAAGUUACACCAGAAGCACCGAAGAAGAUCAAAACCUUAUUGCCCAAAACAAAAGCAUUAUCCACACCUGAGAAUACAUUACUCACUGCGAGCACUCUUGAUACUCCGCCUGCUGUUUCGACACCUACUACAUCUGCUGCAGAUGGUGAGAUGAACUAUUCCGUUUUCAUUGGUGGACUUCGUGUGGAAAUGGAAGAUAGUGCUUAUAAGUGUCCUAAGGAAGGAUGCAAUAAGAAUUUUCGAAAGGAAAAUUUAUUGCAAAUGCAUAUUAAGCAUUAUCAUCCAGAAUAUUCCAAAUUUUUGGGAUCUACUCCAAAAGUCGAAGAUCUGGCUUAUGCAAGAACGAUUGGAGAAUCUAUAGAAGACAUUAUCCCAAAGAAGUCAACGCCAUUUUUAGAGAAGAUCAAUAAACUUGGAAAGAAGAGAUCUCUUUCGGAUAAGUCAUCGCCUAAUUUAUUACAACCAGUUUUGAACACCGUCCAACCCGCAUCUCCUUCAAUAUCAGUUCCAUUAGUACCGGAAUUAGAAGAGGAAGUAAAUCAAUCGGAAAAAUGCAUUGACUUGCAGAAGGACGACGUAAAGAUUGAAACAAUGUCUCCUAUAUCCUGUCACAGCAUGGAAGUAGACGACGAUAUUGAGAAGAAAAGAGAAAAUGCUGGCGCCAUGUCUCCUACUACAUUAUUUGAUAUGAAAGUUAAAGAAGAGAAAAUGCAAGUUGGAAUUAAAACGUUAUUACCUGUAAGACCACCCACAACAUUGGAGUCGCAGAAAAUAGACCGAACGAAACCUGUGGACGAGAUAAUGCACGCUGAACGUACAAAAGGUUCGAAGAAGAAGCAAUCCGAAUAUAGCAUGCACUUAUCGGCUAAAGGAAAGAAACGACAUGGCAUGUCAGAUGUCAUAGACAGCUUCGGCGACUUAGAUGAUAGCGCUAUGGAUAUUGAGGGACCGACAGCACUCAUGUACAGAUUUAGUCGUAGAAAAUCUGACUCUAAAAGCGAUGAGAAUAGUCAAAAUAAGAGCGAAGGAGUGAUGAUGAUGAUCAAUGGUGAAAUGGUAAAAGUGGAACAACUUCGAAGAGAAGAAAUAAUAAAUUGCACUUGUGGUUUUAUGGAGGAGGACGGUCUGAUGAUACAGUGCGAUCUUUGUCUUUGCUGGCAACACGGUCAUUGUAAUGCAAUUGAAAAAGAGAAAGAUGUUCCUGAAAAAUAUAUUUGUUAUAUAUGUCAACAUCCAUAUCGGCAGAGGCCAUCUAAAAAGUACUUUCACGAUCAGGACUGGAUCAAGGAAGGGAAAUUGCCAAUCUUACCUAAUCGCACUCGAGAUCAGUAUAUGAUAAACCAAAGGACUGCGAUGUUGAAACGAUCUUAUGACUUGGUCAGUGCACUUUUGCAAAUUCAACAAAUUCUUCAUAGUCUACGUGUGAAGAUCAAUGUAGCUCAGCAGAAAGAUCAUCCCAAACUGUAUCUUUGGGCUAAAAAUUGGGACAAAACCAAUGUACCAAAAGUAGACAUUGAACCAAUACCAAUAAUGGAAAUAACAAAAUCAGGUGCGGAUUCUGUCGACAUGGGUUCUGAAAGUUUGCGACGUAUUGAGCCAAAGAUAGAAAAUAAAUUGUCUUUGAAAGACGAUCAAGAUGAAAAAUCGAUCGCCUCGGAUUCGGAAUUGAUGAAAAUACUGGAAGAAGACAGCACGCAUUCCGACGAGCCCAGAGUUACUGGUAAGAGAGAAGGUUUAGUCAAUUCAAAAGAUAGUCAUAUACUUUUGGAUGCGUUGACAAAUAGCAAUUCCGACGUGAAACAAAGAACUGAUCCAGAUAUUAAAACGGAGAAUAUAGGUUUGCUAACUGAGAAAAGCAUGAUCGACAACUCUAUAUCCGAAAAUCUGAGUUCAAGCUCGUUCAUCAAUAAUGAUCCACGACAAGUUAAUAUGGUUAAUAUCGAGAACGAAGUUGCCGCACCUUUACAACCUUUCAUACCGGAACCCGAAGCGCCAAUCGAUCCAGCCGAGUGUCGAAUGAGAUUACUGGAACAUAUUGAGCAUUUUGAGAAUCACAUCGAAUCAAGAUUGUCGUCUAUAGACGCGCAAGUUUGCGCUCUGGAGGCUAUGGAUGUGGAAGAACUUGUUCCGAGUCUACAUGAUCAGUCGCGUCUGAAGCAAACUGUGCAAAUGCUGUUGCGUGACUUAAAUACAGUUCGGAAGUUGGCUGCGUUAUGUUGAAUAAAUCAUUAAACGUGAUACACCCGACAUGUAUAUAAAAAGAUAUAAGUAUAUUUAUAUAAUUAAUAUAAUAUAUAUUAUGUAAUAUACAUAUAAAAAAGUAAAAAGUAAAUUGGCUCUCCACUUGGACGAUGGUUAUUAAUGAGCCUGGUGCAAUCAGCGAUCGCUUAUAGGCGUUUCGAUUGUAAUUUCUAAUAGUUUAUAAUGUUAUUGUCAAAGCGUUUAAUUUAAUUUUAAUUAGUCUCAAAAUUAUAUUCUAGUGACCAAAUCUUGAUCACUGUCGAGAUUUCAUGACAUAAAACUAGUUUUAUAAUCUUUCUUUUAUUGAAUUGUAUUACUGUACAUGUACAAAUUUACACGAAAUUAUUUUAAUUCAUUUUUUUUUUUAAUUAAUGUUUGUAAUUCGCACGAAUAUGUUAUUAAAUAAAGCGAUCUAUAGAGAACGA